CUAGACCGUGGUAUUUUACAAGAAAGGCCCCGUCGGCUCUCUUCAUCUUCAACAUCUCAUCUCCUCCAUGCACCCAGCGGCGGGCCACCUUGUGAACUUCUCAAAAAUCGCCGGAAAAUCGACCACCCACACCCCACGACAACAAAAAACCCUCGAACCCCCUGAACUUCCAACGCUACACACCCAAAACACCCUUCUCCUUCCCAAGCAACGACCAGCGACAACCAACAAGCAGCCGCUGCUGCUUCUUCAACUCACUCACGACCACCACAACAACCAGAACACAGCCGCGACUCCCAGAACAACAUAACUUCUCCACCCCUUCUUCCGAAAGUCAGUCCAAAACAACACCUGAACAUACAAAUUCCGAUUGAGCUCGAGUUCGCCUCUGAUGGUCGGUCCAUUGAUAAAAUCAGAAAACGAAACAAGAUUUUAGGGUCGUCGUUUGUCAUUCUGAGUUCGUCGCCGAUCGAGGUCCGUUCGUGAUUGAUAAUUCCUGUUGCUUGGCUGCUGUUUGUCGUGGAUUUUCGCUGCCGGAUUUAGUUGUAUUUGAUUGCGAGCAGAACCCUUCUUAGUUAUUAGGGUCGCUGUUGUAGAUAUUUGGCAAGAUUUGAUCUUUAGGACUGCUGUGUUAGAAUGGGAGCUUCUCUACAAAUUGAGUUCGUCAACUGCAACCUUUUGCUAAAGGGAAUUAACUCAACCCGCUUAUCGAAAAAGUUAAAUAUAACCUCUGCCAUUAAACACUCCCAGAAGCAGGAAGAGCUAUCUCUCACUAUCUCUCAUGUUGCUGAUCAGAAGAAAGUUCAGAAGGCUGGAAAAGUAGAACAUCACUUAUGGAAGAAAAGGGAAUCCGCUGGAUCUGGGCAAAAAGCACUCAAUCUUGUUCGGCUUAUUUCUGGACUUCCAAAUGAGAAAGAGUCUGUUUAUCGUGCAUUAGAUAAAUGGAUUGCAUGGGAGACAGAGUUUCCGUUGAUUGCAGCUGCUAAGGCUCUAAGAAUCUUAAGGCAACAGCGGAUGUGGAAACGAGUAAUUCAAGUUGCUAAGUGGAUGUUGAGCAAAGGUCAAGGAGCAACAAUGGCAACCUAUGAUACACUUCUACUGGCAUUUGAUAUGGACAAAAGGGUAGAUGAAGCAGAAACAUUAUGGAAUAUGAUUUUGCAUACAAGCACACGGUCUGUCUCAAAACGGCUCUUUUCCAGGAUGAUUUCAUUGUAUGAUCAUCAUCAUGUGCCAGAGAAGAUAGUUGAGGUGUUCGCAGACAUGGAGGAGUUAGGGGUAAAACCCGAUGAAGAUACAGUCAGAAGAGUUGCAAGAGCCUUCCAAAUGUUGGGCCAAGAAGAUAAGCAUAAAUUGGUUGUCCAAAGGUAUCAAAGCAAAUGGAAAUAUGUCCAUUUCAACGGUGAAAGAGCAAGAGUGAGAAGAGACACGAAAUGAAUAAAGCUAUUAAGAGAACACUUAUCAAGUGGUAUUGGUUAAAGUCUUGAUCAGAUGCCUGCAGUCUUUUCUCUGCAGCGUUUGUUUUGUUUCUAUGCCUUGCAUUGGUGGGGAAGACUGGUAUGUAGUUGGUUGAUAUUGUACAUAUAUUGGAACAUAUUCAUGUCAGAGAAAAUCGACCUUGCCAUACUUGUAUUGAUAUAUCCCUAGUGAGAUUGUGUCUUUUGCGAAAGCAAGGCUAGCAAACUACACCUUAUAGUGGAUGGGCCGUUGUAUUGUUUUGGGUUUCUUGAUAGGAUGCUUGGUUAUGGAGGUGUUGUUUCGUCUAUGUUUUAACAUAGUUGUAUCUAAAUUUCAUGUACAGAGACCUUCCUUUCAACUAUUAAUUGUUUGAAGUAUUAUGUCAUCCUUUUCAUGUA
Messenger RNA from Nicotiana tabacum (common tobacco), 1853 nucleotides. Its product is annotated as pentatricopeptide repeat-containing protein At4g18975, chloroplastic. Gene Ontology annotation, molecular function: protein binding. The record is from RefSeq and is a predicted model, not a curated record. NCBI's taxonomy places the organism in Eukaryota, Viridiplantae, Streptophyta, Magnoliopsida, Solanales, Solanaceae.